GAGGCUCUCAUUAAUCCCAUGCAUACAUGCAGCUAGCGCACACAUGAGACGCCAUUCAAUAGGACCCCCGUCGUCUUCCCUCCGCGCCAGGAAACCCUCCUCCACCGUUCCAUACACCCAGCACCAGCAGCUAGCUCUGGUGCUCGGCUCGGCUCCUCUCCUUAUAUACGCUCACGCACUCACCGAAGCACCUGAUAGGCUGAUACCUAGUAGCUAGGACGGGUAACCUGCUGCGGCGGUGAGAGCCUGAAACGACAGCACGUACUCUCGAUCGCGCGCGGCCGGUGAAGUAUGGCGUCGUCGACGGCGGUGGCGGCGGGGGACGACACGGCCGGGACGCGGAAGGACGGUACCGGCGGCGGUGGGGGCACGGCGCCGCCCCCGGCUACCCAGCAGCAGCAGCCGCCCCCGCCGCCGGAGCAGGGGCUGAGGUGCCCGCGCUGCGACUCGCCCAACACCAAGUUCUGCUACUACAACAACUACAGCCUCUCGCAGCCGCGCCACUUCUGCAAGACGUGCCGCAGGUACUGGACCAAGGGCGGCGCGCUCCGCAACGUGCCCGUCGGCGGGGGCUGCCGCAAGAACAAGCGCUCGCGCUCCGCGGCGGCCGCAGCCGCGGCCGCGGCCUCCUCGCGCCUCGCGCUCAACCUGCCGGUCGAUGGGGUCGGCGGCGACCAGCAGGCGGCGGCGUCCGCCGCGAGGCUCGGGUUCCUUGGCGCCGCUGGCGCUCCGGUGGCGUCGUCACCGAUCGGCUGCGCCCCCGCGGCCGACUACCAGCAGGCAGCAAGCGCCGCCGCCGCCGUCGGGAUGAUGGCGCUGCCGAGGCUCCACGCCGCCCAGGCCGUCGGGCAGUAUGUGCCGUUCGCGGAGUGGCCGUCGGGGGCCGGCGGGGAUGUUUCCGGCGGCCACGGGAUGAACGGUGGCGGCGCGCACGCCGGGGCGGUGAGCAGCAGCAUCGCAUCGUCCAUCGAGUCGCUGAGCUUCAUCAACCAGGACCUGCACUGGAAGCUCCAGCAGCAGCGGCUGACCACCAUGUUCCUGAGCCCGCCGCCGCCGCCUACCUCUUCGGCGGCGCACGUCGACGGCGCCCCGGCAUCAGCGUCCCACAUCGGCGCCGCCUUCCUGCAGAUGGCGGGGCCGCCGCCCGGCAUGGAGUCGGCCAUGCCGGCGGCGACGUCGUGGUUCAUGGACAGCUCAUCCUACGGCGUGCUCCCUUCCCCGACCGCGCACGCUAACAACACAGCCGCCGCCGCCGCCGCCUGCAACGUCGUCAGCAGCGGCCGGAGUAGCGGCGACGACGACAGCAGCGCCAACUGCAGCAGCGCGAUCCCGUCGUGGGGCGACAUGUCGACGUUCGCGAUGCUGCCGUGAGCUCGCUCCGCCGUCACCAUCUGAUCGGUCGAUGGCGGCGCGCUCGAACAAGGAAGAGCUCCAAAUUUGGGAGGGCUGAUUCCGAAGGAAUUGAGCUGGCACAGGAUCGGUGCAUGCAUGCUGAAGCGCCACUUUGUUCUGUAUGUUAAUUUAACUAGCUGCCCAUCUCUAACUUCAAAUUAAAUAUUGGUCAACCAUUGUGUGUGGUAUAUUAUAUAUUAUAUUUGUCAAAGACAUUCUACUCGGCGAUCAUGUUGUCAUGGUAGUCUUUUUUCUUUUUCUUUUCUUCUUCUUUUCUCUUUACUUCAUUCUUGCUCUUUUUCACUUUGUCGACCCACGCAUCCAUGCAUAUGAAUCUGUCAUAUAUACGUCAGAUCAUGUUGAUUACUCUGUGCUCCAGUAGUACUCCUCAUCCUCACCUAUAUGUGAUCUGAAGGUCCCUGUGGGAGGGAAAUAAAGGGGAUUGAUUUCGAUUCAAA
Panicum virgatum (switchgrass) is the source of this 1850-nucleotide messenger RNA. RefSeq names its product dof zinc finger protein DOF5.3-like. Gene Ontology annotation, biological process: regulation of DNA-templated transcription. The transcript has a single exon. Lineage: Eukaryota; Viridiplantae; Streptophyta; Magnoliopsida; Poales; Poaceae. The coding region runs from base 292 to 1371 and encodes 359 amino acids. Gene Ontology annotation, molecular function: DNA binding; DNA-binding transcription factor activity. The record is from RefSeq and is a predicted model, not a curated record.